Messenger RNA from Lates calcarifer (barramundi perch), 6434 nucleotides. Its product is annotated as cullin-9. Gene Ontology annotation, molecular function: ubiquitin protein ligase binding; zinc ion binding. Gene Ontology annotation, biological process: ubiquitin-dependent protein catabolic process. NCBI's taxonomy places the organism in Eukaryota, Metazoa, Chordata, Actinopteri, Centropomidae. The record is from RefSeq and is a predicted model, not a curated record.
AUCAAACCUCCGCCCACAUCCCCGAGUCCUCCGCCUGACGGAGACGAGUUCCCCACACUGAGUCCUGACGUAGACCCCUCUGGUGAGUCAGGUGUUGACGGUGUGUUGUCUGUGUCCUCUGCAGGAAGUCGAGCCUACGUGCUGCUGUCUCUCAGUCAGCAGGACGGCAUCGAGCAGCACAUGGACUUUGAUAACCGCUACACUCUGCUGGAGCUGUUCGCUGAGACCACGUCAUCGGAGGAGCACGGCAUCUCCUUUGAAGGCAUUCACCUGCCGCAGAUUCCUGGGAAGCUGCUGUUCUCUCUGGUGAAGCGUUACCUGUGCGUCACGUCUCUGAUGGACAAACUCAACACGGGCGGGGCGGAGUCAAGCUCUGACAGACAGGACGCCAGCCCCUCCCCCGCCUCCACCUCCUCCUCCAGCACCGGCCACCAGACGGAGCACCUGCGGGUGCAGCGGGAGUUCGACUUCACCAUGGCCAUGGCCAACCUGAUCUCGGAGCUCGUCCGGGUGAUGGGCUGGGACCGGAACCGCCAGCCCCCGAUGGCUCCACCCACCGCCCCGGAGGAGGGGGUCUGUGGGGAGGAGCAGGCGGACGAGGGGUCCCGCCCCGUCCUCAGGUCCAUCUUCCAGCCUCGGUUCUGCGCCUCCCCCGUCACUAUCACCGCCAGCUCCUCUGUCGCAGCGCCUGUUGCCACGCCACCAAAGAAGAAGACAGGAAAUGGAUUCAAGACGCGCUCUGACUUCGCCAGCCGCUCGGCCUAUGUGGAGUAUGUCCAGGACAACCUGAAGAGCGGCAUGAUGGUCCGCAUGCUGGAGGACUACGAGGAGGUGAGCGCCGGGGACGAGGGAGAGUUUCGCUACAGCAACGACGGCUCGCCACCUGUUCAGGUGUACUGGAACUCCCUGUCCAGGACUUACUGGGUCCACUGGCACAUGGUGGAGAUCCUGGGCAGCGGCAGCAGCAGUCAGGCCGAGAAGGAGACGCAGGAGAAAGCCUCGUCUCUCACAGAGACGCUCAAACUCACCGCAGUGAGCCAGACGUUCUUCUCGAAGCCUCCCGGCGGCCUCUACUCUCUGCCCUACCUGUCUGAGGGUCUGCAGAUGGAGCCCACGGCUCUGAGCAGAGCCGAGUGGUGGGAGAUCCUCUUCUUCAUCAAGAAGCUGGAGCCCAAACAGCAGCAGGAGGUCAACGGCGUCCUGCUGCAGAGCCUCGACGACCAGGACGGCGAGCUGGACGACUCGUCUCUGAUCAGCCUCUCCGUCCCCGGAGACGUGGCCAAGAAGCUGCUUCACUACCUGAAGCAGAAGCUGCCAUCAUCGUGCCUGAGCGACCUGCUCUGCUCCCACGCUUUCUCCAAACACUACCUGAGGAGAGGAGGAGGAUGUCUGGAGGACGAAGAGCUGCUGGCUGAAAGCUCUCUGGGCUCGUCAGGUUUGGGAGGAGCAGGUGGAGGAGGAGGAGGAGGUGGAGGAGGAGCACAGAGCUGCUCGUCUUCAUCGGCAGCCUCGGCCUCCUCUUCCUCAGCGAUGGGCUCCGUCUCUAAGAAAGCAAAGAAGGAGAUUCCUGCAGAUUCAGGCCUCGGCAGCUCAGAGACGGAGAGCGAGCUGCCGACAGAGGACGACAGCAAAUACCCCGAUGACCUGGAGGAUAAGAUGAAAGUGUUUAACAACCCGCGAGUCCAGGGGAAGAAGACGGCGCUGGAGAAGCUGGGGGAGGUGGUGGACAUCCUGAGGAAGGGGGGGUCGGGCUCAGACCAGGCCCAGCAGCUGGCCGCUGUCCUCUUCAUCACCAGGCUGCUGGAGGAGAAGGGGUCCCAGGAGAAAAACUCCAUGAGGAGCGACUCUGCCCAGACCAUACGGGACAAGGUGCUGAAGCUGCUGGUGGAGCUGCUGGGUUCGUCCUCCAAAGACCUGGUGGUCAGCACGCUGAGACUCACCCACCUCCUCAUGCUGAAGUACGAGUGGAGGGUCUCCUUCGCCACAGAGGGCGGAGUUAAAGCCAUCCUGUCCUGCAUGCAGGAGUUCUCCUCCGUCACACACGUUCAGCAGCUGGCGCUCGCGACUCUGAAGGUGAUCACUGGAGCCAGUAAACACGACCUCCGCAGCGUCGGCAGCAGUCUUCCUCUCUCUGAGUCCGGCACUCAGAUGAUGUUGGAGAUCUUCGCCAGCAUCGGCUCAGCCACGCCCGAGGGCUCCAGAGGCCUGCUGGGAGCCAUCCCCGCCGCCAUCGACCUCAUGCUCAACACUAAAGGCUGCAUGCUGUCGGUGCGUAACGGCCUGCUCGUCAUCAUCAUGCUCAUCUCCAACCAUAAGAGCCUGGCGGAGCAGCUGGUGGCCUGCGACGUCACCGCCGUCCUCAAGAAGUGUCUGACUCUGUCCCGAGCCGAGACCAUGCUCGCCAUCAUCGCCCUCAACCACAUCUCCAUGGUCCACAAGUUGGAGAGCAAAGAGUGUCGUGAGCAGCUGGACUUUAAAGACACGGAGCUGCAGAUGUUGGUGGUGAGUCUGAAGGAGCUGACGGCCACGAAAGAGGUGAUCCAGACUCUGGAGCAGCUGCUGUGUGACGACGCCUCACAGCUGGAGGAGGAGCGCAGCCAGGUGACUCACAGUCGUGACACCUACCAGGACCUGGUCCGUCUGAUGGAGCAGCACCGAGCCGACCGGGCUGUGCAGCUCUCCAUCCUCAGGAUCCUGAACAAGUUUCUGGAGAACUACCAGGAGGACGUGCUGCCGUGGCACGAGAGCAUCGAGCCCUGCCUGUCCUCCAUGACGGCCUUCAUCAACGACAGAGAGGUGGUUCAGCUGUUCAUCCGCUUCCUGUACCGGCUGGCGUCUCUGAACAAAGACUACGCGGUGGUGAUGUGUCGUCUGGGAACCAAAGAGGCUCUGGUGAAAGCUCUGGACAAACACAGCACCAACCUGCUCCUGGUCACUGAGCUCCGAGACCUCAUCACGGACUGUGAGAAGUACGCCAGCCUCUACAAGAAGAUGACCACCAGCGUCCUCGCAGGGUGUAUCCAGAUGGUGCUGGGUCAGAUCGAGGAGCAUCGCCGCAGCCAUCAGCCAAUCAACAUCCCCUUCUUUGACGUGUUCCUCAGGAAUCUCUGCCAAGGGUCCAGUGUGGAGCUGAAGGAGGAUAAGUGCUGGGAGAAGGUGGAGGUUUCGUCCAAUCACCAUCGAGCAAACAAACUGACCGACAAGAACCCGAAAACAUACUGGGAGUCCAACGGCUGCACGGGCUCACACUUCAUCAACAUCUACAUGCACAAAGGAGUUGUCAUCAGACAACUCGCCAUCCUGGUGGCGAGUGAGGACUCGAGCUACAUGCCGGCCCGGAUCCUGGUUCUGGGAGGAGACGACCCGACCAACAUCAACACGGAGCUCAACACAGUGAACGUGACUCCGUCGGCCAGUCGAGUGGUUCUGCUGGAGAACAUGACCAGGUUCUGGUCCAUCAUCCAGAUCAGGGUCAAGAGAUGUCAGCAGGGUGGUAUCGACACUCGGGUCCACGGGUUUGAGGUUCUGGGUCCGAAGCCGACGUUCUGGCCGGUGUUCAAGGAGCAGCUGUGCUGUCGGACCUACCUGUUCUACAGCACCAAGGCCCACACCUGGUGUCAGGAGGUGAUGGAGGACAAGACGCAGCUGCUGCAGCUCUUCAACAAACUGAACAGCGCUCUCAGACAUGAGCAGAUGUUUGCGGAUCGUUUCCUGCCGGACGCUGAGGCGGCUGAAGCUCUGGGUCGAACCUGCUGGGAGGCUCUGAUCACCCCGAUCGUCCACAGCAUCACACUGUCAGAAUCCUCGGUGUCCAGCCCUCUGUCCUGGCUGCUCAGUGAGUACCUGGAUAACGCCGAGUCGGCCCGCCGCUGUAAGAGCCGGGCGGCCAUCUUUAACUCCAGAGUGAGACGUCUCACUCACCUGCUGGUCCAUGUGGACACGAGCCGACCGGACGGUGAGGAGCUGAAACCGCCCGUCAAAUCCAAAGGUCUCAACAGAAGCAAAGAGCUGAAGAACGGCAAAGAGGGUAAAAACAAAGACACCGCCGCUGCCUCUUCUUCCUCCUCAUCUUCCUCAGCCAAGCCCAAAGUGAAGAGCAGCAGCAGCAUCGCAGGCAUCGCCCUCUGUUGGCAGGGGGUGGUACAGCGGCAGGUAAAGAAAUUCCUGGAGUCGAGCUGCAGUCUGCUGGAUUUCGUGGAGCGUUACCGGACUCUGUACCUGCGGCUGAAGAACGCCAUGGAGGAGCUGUUUGGACAGCAGACCGCCUUUGUCCUCGCCCUACGACACGGCUUCUCUGCUGCACUGCUGCAGCUCUCCAUCCUCAAAGCUAUGCAUGUGAGCGAGCGUUUCGCUCAGUACAUCGAUCAGAUGAUCCAGGCGAGCGGCGCGGCGUCCGGCAGCGUGGAGACUCUGGAGCGACUGCAACAGUUUCUGGAGCCGAUGCUCUUCCUGUCGGGCCUCGAGCUCGCCAACACCUUUGAGCACUUUUACAGGUACUACCUGGGCGACCGGCUGCUGGCUCAGGGGAAUGUGUGGUUGGAGAGCGCUGUGAUCGAUCAUAUCGGCAGCUGCUUCCCGAGUCGCUUCCCUCAGCAGAUGCUGAAGAACCUGAGCGAGUCGGCCGAGCUGCAGCAGGAGUUUCACCUGUACAGGUUGCAGCAGCUCGACCGCCGCCUGCAGGAACACGACCAGAUGAUGGAGGAGGAGUGGGCGGAGUCAGAGGAGGAAGCAGACGUCCAGGUUCUGGUUCUGUCUCCACGUUGCUGGGCUGUCUCCUCGCUCUGCUUCCUGGACGAACCAACAAAACAUUUUCCAGCUGAACUCUGCUCCUACCUGAACCAGUUCACCCAGUUCUACACUCACAGUCAGUCCAUGUACGGUCUGAGUCACUCGAAGCCUCGGCGGCUGCAGUGGACGUGGCUUGGUCACGCUGAGCUGCAGUUUGGCUGCUGGACGCUGACUGUGUCCACACUGCAGAUGUUCAUCCUGCUGCAGUUCAACGACCACGAGGAGGUUGGUGUGGAUGCUCUGCUGCAGGUGACUGGUCUGUCAGCUCCUGUCCUGCUGCACGCUCUGAUGCCGCUCAUCAGCGACAGAGGGCCGCUGAUCUGCAGUCAGCCGGACGAGCCGAGUCAGGGUGUGCUGAGGCUGAACCAGCAGAUGGCGUCCAGCAGCCUGGACGGCGUCCCGGUGUCGGUCCAGCUUCUGCCCCGACAGACGUACCUGAACGUGGACGAGGAUGCAGCCGGCACUCUGGAGAGGAAGAGGAACUACAUCUACUGUCUGAUUGUCCACAUCAUGAAGCAGGAGAAGGAGAUGCACAUCGACAACCUCGUCUUCAAGGUUUUGGACUCUUGUCAGAAACAGGAGGCGUCUCGGUCUCCGGGCGCCGGUCGUUUCAGCUGCAGCACCAGCGACGUCCUCUCCUGCAUCAUGCACGUCAUCAGUAAAGGCUGCAUCCGCCGCAACGAGGAGAACCCGCACAUCGUGGAGUUCCUCCCCGAGGACCCGUCCACGCCACAAAAAGGCCAGGCCCAGUUCUCCUUCAGCCGGACCGAGAUCAGGAAGGACGCCGCCGACAGCCAGGCCGACAUCAGUCUGGUGGCGGCGCCACGGCGUUUUGAGGACGGCGUUCUGGAUGCAGUUCUGUUCUCGAUGGGUCGGACGAUGACGCAGGAGGAAGUCCGUCAGCUGAUGCAGAGGACUGUCCAGCAGGUUUCAGGGACUCUGAGUCUGGACCUGGACCGGGCCGAGCACCUGCUGGUUCACUGUAAGUGGAACGUGGACCUGCUGGUGCAGCGGUACACCGACGACCCGGACUCCCUCAUCAUGGCCGCCGGGCUCAAGUGCCGAAACCCUCAGCCGCCGCCGAGCCCCGCCUCCACCUGCCCGGUCUGCCUCGGCCCCCGCAGCCCCCCCACGGAGCCGGUCCCCUCGCUGAGCUGCAUGCACUACUGCUGCAGGUCGUGCUGGCAGGAGUACCUGACGGCGAGGAUCGAGCAGAACCUGGUGAUGAACUGUAACUGUCCAAUCACAGACUGCCAGGCUCAGCCCACCUCUCAGUUCUUCCUCAGCAUCCUCACCGACAAGGACACCAUCGCCAAGUAUGAGAAUGCCUUGCUCCGGGUCUACGUGGAGUGCUGCUCUAACCUGACAUGGUGCACCAACCCUCAGGGCUGUGAUCAGAUCCUGUGUAAGGAGAACAUGGGCAGCAUGGGAACCUGCUCCAAGUGCUGCUGGUCCUCCUGCUUCAGCUGCAACUUCCCCGAGGCUCAUUACCCAGCCAGCUGCAGCCACAUGUCUCAGUGGAUGGAUGAUGGAGGAUACUAUGAAGGGAUGAGCAUGGAGGCUCAGAGCAAACACCUCGCCAAGCUCAUCUCCAAACGCUGCCCGAGCUGCCAGGCUCAGAUCGAGAAGAACGAGGGCUGUCUGCA